Messenger RNA from Momordica charantia (bitter melon), 1811 nucleotides. RefSeq names its product transcriptional regulator of RNA polII, SAGA, subunit. The record is from RefSeq and is a predicted model, not a curated record. Gene Ontology annotation, molecular function: transcription coactivator activity. NCBI's taxonomy places the organism in Eukaryota, Viridiplantae, Streptophyta, Magnoliopsida, Cucurbitales, Cucurbitaceae. Gene Ontology annotation, biological process: regulation of transcription by RNA polymerase II. Gene Ontology annotation, cellular component: SAGA complex.
GCGAUGCGAUUGGCCGAGAAGAACACAUUCGCAAGAACUCUCGUCGAAGGUCGCUGUUCGGUCUCCCAUCUGCAGAUCACCAAAAGCUAUCCAGAAAUUUAAGAAUAAGAGAAAACAGUGCUGAUUUCAAUCACAACAACGGACAAAACCCCCAAUCAUUGAUUCCAAUUACUUCCUCAAUUUUGUAAGUAUCUCAAAUUUUCAUUCCCUCCUAAUUAGGUUUUUUUUUUUCCACUUCGCUGUUUCAGUUUGAAGUCGCUGUCGAAUACUUUACGUUGUCAUCGAUUCCUUUCUUUUAGGGUUCUACUUCUCAUUGUUUCGACGGAGGUAAAAACCCUUGUCGGGUCGGGGCGCAAUUUUGCUGCAAUCGAUGUUUUUGUUUUGAACGUAAUAAGUCUACUUCUUGGUGGGGGAUUCUGAGGGCUUUGUCUCAGUUCAGGCAUUGGUGAGUUUGGUGAAGUGAAAAUGCUCCCGAGGAAAGACAGUUCUCGUAUAGACACUUUGGAGCUGAAAGCGAUGAUCUAUCAGAAGCUUGGACAUCAGAGAUCGGAGAAAUAUUUUGAUCUGCUCAAAAGAUUGUUGAGUUUAAAGAUUAGCAAAAGCGAAUUCAACAGGUUUUGCAUUCAGAUCAUUGGGAGGGAGAUUGUACCUCUCCAUAAUCGGCUUAUUAGAGCAAUUCUUAAGAAUGCUUGUGGGGCUAAAGCUCCACCUGUUUUUAGAAGUUCCAGGAAAGUUGGAGGCAAUCUCAGUGUAAAAGUUUCGAAUGGGUAUCAGCGGAGUUGUCUGCAAUCACUCCACGGAGAUGCGUUCCUUUCUUCCCCACGGAAGGGGAGGUCACCGGUCAAUAGAGACCGUAAGAUUCGAGAUCGCCCGAGUCCUCUCGGGCCAUGUGGGAAGCCCCAGAGUCUUGCACAGGAAGAAUUUGCUUUCAAGGCACAGGAACAGCAAAGUGCAACUGAGUUGCAUUCUCUUGGCAGCCGUCCUCCUGUCGAAAUGGCGUCGGUAGAAGAAGGGGAAGAGGUUGAGCAGAUGGCUGGAAGUCCAGGAGUUCAGAGCAGGAGCCCGGUUACUGCUCCGCUUGGUAUAUCCAUGAACUUCAUUGGAUGUGGAAAAACUCUGUCUAAUGUGUCUGUGGGAAGAAAUUACCAUAUAACAACAUGCCAGAAUGGUGGCGAGCUACCCGACACGAGGUCAUUAAGAACUCAUUUGAAGCAGAAGUUGGAAACAGAGCAGAUGGACAUAUCUGUCGAUGGUGUAAAUCUUCUGAACAAUGCACUAGAUGUUUAUUUAAAGAGGUUAAUAGAGCCAUGUUUGAGUUUCUCUCAGUCAAGGUGCGAACGAUCGAGAUUUACAGGCCAUCAACUGAUAACUGGCUCAAGAUAUGCAUUCCAAGAACAACUCAAACAUAGAGCUCAACAACCUAAUAAUGUAUCCUUGUUGGAUUUCCAUGUCGCAAUGCAACUGAAUCCUGAACUACUCGGGAAAGACUGGAUGAUACAGCUCGAAAAAGUCAGUUUACAAGCUUCGGAAGAGUGAAGUAGCCAAGCUGGUCUGACCAUAUCGCAUCUAAAUCAGAAAGUAUAGUAGCUGAAUAUAUUCAAAAGGUGAUCAUAUAUUGUGAAUAAUUUUGAUGGUUCUGCGGUCUCUGAAAGUUUCUUGCAAUUUUUUGUAAUUCUUGUUAGUGAGGAGGAUAGGUUUUAAGAUCCAUUAGGAGCCUUAAAUCAAGUUGAUUAGGUUACAUGUAGAUAAAAGGCUCCAAUGAUCGUUGUCCUGAGGAAUAUGUUUAUGAUAUAAUAAAGCAUACAACUUCA